Molecule: messenger RNA, 2658 nt
Organism: Anopheles nili
Lineage: Eukaryota; Metazoa; Arthropoda; Insecta; Diptera; Culicidae
Exons: 8
Coding region: 1-2658 (885 amino acids)
Biological process (GO): cell-cell adhesion
Cellular component (GO): cell-cell junction
Molecular function (GO): cell adhesion molecule binding
Source: RefSeq, a predicted model, not a curated record
AUGGCCGAUGCGGCGAUGGAAAACGCCCGGAAACUCCACCCCGGGGUGAAGCCGCCGGUCGUGAUCGAUAGUUUAAAAGCGAGUAAUUUAGAUCAACUAAUUAGCGGCGGCGCACCAUCACCGGCGAUGGUGCACUCGAAAUUAAAUCCAUCGACGAGCGCACAGUUGGAGCCCGGAAGGACACCGACGCCCACACCCGGUGGGUCACCGAAGCACCCAAUUACAGUGUCCCAUUCUUCGGCGACAACCAGUGACAACCACCGACAACGGUAUGGCGAUGGAGCUAAGGUUGAACAACCGGAGCCAAGUUUCAUCCUGCUCGACGACAGCGUGUACAUUGCGCCCGUUGGCCACCGGAAUAGCAGCGGGCAUGGAACAUCGCGAGUUCUCCCACCAGCCGGAACCGACCUAACGCUCGAUGCCGUCUUUGGGGGGCGAAACUUUGACGAGCAAAUCAUCUUCCUCAAUGGGCCAGAUCUGGUGGACGCGAGUGCCGAACAGGAGAUACCUUCGCCGAUGGGAAAAGUUCCACGAGCUGUCGCUGAACCGGAGGAACCACUCGUUCUGCCACUGAGACCGAUCGUGCGCGAUCCGGCCGAGGAGCAGCUGGCCGACGGAAAUGUGGUGCUCGUGUACGCCGACCAGCACGAGACGGUGCGGUUAAACUGUGAGGUCGAUGCCGACAUCACGACGGGCGUGUGGCUUAAGGAUGGACAGAUCGUGCACGCUACGGACAAGAAGUCACGCACCGCUGACGUACGGUUCGUGCGCGAAUCCUUCGGUGCGCUUACCAUCGCGAACGUGAUGCUCGAGGACGAUGGCGUGUGGCAGUGUGAGGCGGAAAAUGCUCGCGGGUUUUUCUUCAACGGCCGGCCAAUCAAGCUGAUCGUGUUGGAUCCACCGAAGGAACCGUACCUGCUGAUCGAUUCCCGCCGGCUCGACGCGGGCAACAUGUUCAUCCCGGUGAAGGAAAACUCCGAGCUGACGCUGGCAUGCGUCAGUGAGGGUGGAAACCCGAAGCCAACGCUCACCUGGGAGGUGCUGCUCAGCCCCGGCAUCGACCGGCACGCGCAGAAACUAUCGACCGACGUGCUCGAGCUGCAGGAGAUAAGAAAGGAUAAGGAUAAGGAACCGUACAAGAUCAACAGUGGUGCCGUGUCGGAGGCAAAACUGGCUGCCGUUUUCCGCGUGCACCACCAGGCCCGUAUCCUGUGCAUCAUGGAGCACCCGACGCUGAAAGUGCGCCAAAACGCUUCGAUCCUGCUCGAUGUGCAGUACACACCAUCGUUUGCCAUCACGCGGACGCCCGGGUUCGGGUAUCCGCUCCGGGAAGGCAUCGAGGUUUCGCUCAAGUGUGACGUCGAUUCCAACCCACCAAGUACGCCGCUCUGGCAGAAGGACGACGGUGACCCGCCAGUUCCGCAGACGGGCGAUGGCUUCCUUAACUUCUCGGCGAUCCGACGGGAGCACUCGGGAUGGUACAAGUGCACCUCGCGGCAUCUCAACUUCCAGUACUCGAGCAUCGGGUACUAUCUCAGUGUGCGAUACGAACCGGUCGACGUCACUUCGGAACCGGUUGAACAGGACCUCUCGCUAUCACCAGCAUCCUCAUCAUCUUCGGCCGCUGUCCCAUCGUCUGCAGUCUCCGGCUCACCGGGUAGUUUCCCGUACGCAAACGGUGCAGGAUCCUUCCCGGCAGGGCUUGUCCCGGGUGGUUCCCCAAUCAAGGGUGGUGGCCAGAUGGAAGUCGAACUCGGUGGUUCCGUUACGUUGCAAUGCCCGCAAGGUUCCCUCGGCUGCUGGUCGCAUCUGGACUCGGCAACGGCUCGCCUGAAAGGGCUUGGUUCGGGCAGUUACGCCCAAACCGGUCAACUCUCGCUAAAGGACGUCGUCUAUCAGGACGCGGGCACGUACAAGUGCGUUGGACAGAGCGCCACCACCGCAGCCGCUGCUGGUAACCGCAAAAAGCUCGAGGUGCUCCAGACGGUUUCGAUCGCGGUCAAAGGCGCUCCAACCGUAACAGCCCGAAACGCCACACCAAUCGUCCUGCCCGGAACGGCACUACAUUUGGCGGUUGAGUUUUGCUCAAAUCCUCCUGCAAACGCCGCCCGAUGGCUUCAUGGCGAUCGGAUCUACACACCCGGCAACCAGUACGGUACGGAGGUGCUCGCUUACGGCUUCACGGAUCUGCCGACGCCGCACUGCAAGGAGGCACGUCUGACCUACGCGCACAUGCACGAGAAGGUCCCGCGCACGUUCUACUUUGUCGUGUCCUCACCAGGAGGCGUCGCUGAGGCGGUGUUUCGCGUCAACUACACCUCCCGGCAUCGGUCACACACGGCCGGUGGCCAUUCGGGCGCCGGUACCGGUCCCUACUCGGGUAGCACGUUUUCCGUCUCCGGUGGUGUGGGUGCAUCUGGGGGAAUGGCCAACGGGAAUGGUGGGCUUGGCAGCGGGUAUAAGGGCACUGGGAGCAGCAUCAAUGCCGUACCCGGGAAUGGGUUGGAUGCCGACGAUGAAACGCUGAUGGAACCGGAGGAAAUUCAUUUUCCCAUCUUCGGCACUAGUGGCGUCGUCUUCACCAAACAGCUGCAUUGGAGUCUUAUCCUGCCGAUGGUACUCCUGCUACGAUUGCUGCAAUCGAAGGUGGCUCUGUAA